CUCUUGGCCUGCUUGCUCUCAUCAUACUUNGAAGCCCAUUUCUUCACUGACAUUAGAACCUACUUCUUCAGGAUUCUGGUACAUAUCACAGAACACCUGAGACUUNGAACUUUGUGGACUAAAUCAACUUAAACUACAAAACAACCUCCAGCAGAAAUGUCAGGGUACAUAGAAGCCACAGGGUGGGGAUACACACAUGUCAGUGUUCACAACUUCUGCCACAAGUGGACCAUUAGCAACUUUUCAUUUUGCAUGGAUGGAAGUAGGGAAAAGAUUACAAGCCCAAACUUCUCAGUGGAGGUCAGUGACAAAGUAGAAUGGUGUUUGAGGGUACACCCAAAUGGAAUUGAUGAAGAAAGCAAAGAUUACCUGUCAAUUUACCUGGGGUUACUCCACUGUCAAAGAGCCCAGUUUGGGCAAAGUACGAGUUCUGGAUCAUAAAUUCCCAAGGAAAGAAUUAUCUAAGUAUGAAGAGCACAAAUGUCCUUAGGUUUCAAAAAAACCAAUACAGUGGAUUCAAAAAGUUUAUCUUACGAGAUUUCCUCCUCUCCAAUCCACCUUGGCUCCUCCCUGAAGACCAGCUUACCCUCUGCUGCAAGGUGAGCAUAGUAGGAGCCUUCUUUAACACACCUGGACAGAACAUAACACCUGCAAUCACAGAUCCAAGACACAUGUUGGCAGAUGGCCUAGGCGAGCUGUGGGAGAAUUCCCUGCUCACAGUCUGCUGCCUAUUUGUAGCUGGCCAAAAAUUCAGGGCUCACAAGGCCAUCCUAGCAGCUCCCUCUCCAGUUUUCAGAGCCAUGUUUGAACAUGAAAUGAAGGAGAGACUAACAAACCGUGUUGAAAUCGAAGACCUGGAUCCCGAAGUCUUCAAGGAGAUGAUGGGCUUCAUUUACACUGGGAAGGUGCCAAACCUCCACAGUCACACCAUGGCCUGUGAUGUGCUGGCAGCUGCUGACAGGUAUGGCAUGGAGGCCUUGAUGGUCAUAUGUGAGGAUGCCCUCUCCAGGAACCUCUCUGUGGAGAAAGCUUCACACACUCUCAUCCUGGCUGACUUCCAUUGCAGAAAGCAUCUGAAGACUAAGGCCCUGGAUUUCAUUGCACGUCAUGCUUCUGAGGUCUCUGAGACCUCAGAGUGGAAGUCCAUGGAGGAGUCACAUCCCCACUUGGUGGCUGAAGCAUUCCACUUCCUGGCUUCUGCACAGUUUUCUUGGAACCCUCACUCAAACACCUAAAAUGAGUUUAGGGGAUGGACAGCUAUAACCAACAUCUGUCUUCCAACAGCUGUAACCAGUGUUGUUACCACUGAUUUCUGGCUAGAGUACAGUAUUGCUGGAACAUUUAUAGUGAAUCUGGGACAAGGCAGCAUGGUGGCUCAGGAUUUAAAACAGCUGUUACAUGUUCAAAUCGUGGGUGGGGGAUGGGCAGCACUGGAGUCUGGGACAAGCUCCUUGGCAUCUACUCUGUUAAUGUUCUCGUAUGAUUUUUGUCUGGAGACUUGGAAACUGGGGUUUAAUUUAGGUUCUGGCCCUAAGCUUAGACAAACCCAAGUUUCUUCAAAGAAACUUGUCUGCAUUGGACUAUGUAAAGAGAUGACUGGGGCCCAGAGCAAAAGAUAAAUCAACCACAAA
Mus pahari (shrew mouse) is the source of this 1631-nucleotide messenger RNA. Its product is annotated as TD and POZ domain-containing protein 5-like. The record is from RefSeq and is a predicted model, not a curated record. Lineage: Eukaryota; Metazoa; Chordata; Mammalia; Rodentia; Muridae. The coding region runs from base 468 to 1235 and encodes 255 amino acids. The transcript is spliced from 2 exons. Gene Ontology annotation, molecular function: ubiquitin protein ligase binding. Gene Ontology annotation, biological process: proteasome-mediated ubiquitin-dependent protein catabolic process; regulation of proteolysis. Gene Ontology annotation, cellular component: cytoplasm; nucleus.